AUGUUCAUGUACAUCGAGUUUAGAUACAUCCCCAGGUUUCAUAAUGAUUUGCCCGAUGCCUUGGCUACUUUGGCCUCAAUGCUUCCCUAUCCUGGAAACACUUACAUCACCCCAUUAGAGAUUCAAGUUCGGGACAACCAUGGCUAUUGUCAUACAGUGGAAGCAGAACCUGAUGAUGUAUUAUAUAAACAAACUCCUGAUCUUAAUUCAUUGAGAUGUCUGGACGCUGAAGAAGCUGAGAAUAUUAUGAAUGAAGUGCACGCUGGGGUCAACACCCAACUAGAGCAACUCGCAUUAAUAGAAGAGAAACGAUUGACGGCUAUCUGUUUUGGUCAGCUUUAUCAGCAAAGGAUGGCUCGUGCAUACAAAAAAAAGGUGCACCCAAGACACUUUGAAGUAGGUCAACUGGUCUUAAAGCGCAUUCUCCCACACCAAGAAGAAGCCAAGAGAAAGUUUCCCCCAAAUUGGCAAGGUGAAUAUCUUAUCAAGGAUGUAUUGUCAAAAGGAGCCCUGCACCUUACUGAUGUGGAAGGAAAAAUCACGGGCAUAAUUGUUAAUGCAGAUUCAGUCAAAAGAUACUACAUCUAA
Solanum pennellii is the source of this 588-nucleotide messenger RNA. RefSeq lists its product as uncharacterized. The transcript has 3 exons. The record is from RefSeq and is a predicted model, not a curated record. Bases 1 to 588 code for a protein of 195 amino acids. Lineage: Eukaryota; Viridiplantae; Streptophyta; Magnoliopsida; Solanales; Solanaceae.